AAAGAGUUUAGAGCUAGAAACCUGAGACAAGGACAGUGAUUUUGAUUCUCAUCUUUGGCUGGUUUUACACAUAUCUUUGUUAGUAGUUUUCAAGAUUAUUCUUAUGUCAAACUCAAUGGGAGGAUUCAUUGACAUGUUGCCAGAAGAUUGUGUAUCCACAAUCCUAUCCUUCACCUCUCCAACAGACACAUUUAGAUCUUCAAUGGUGUCAUCCACCUUUAAUUCAGCGGCGGAGUCCGACGUUGUUUGGGAGAUGUUCUUGCCGGCUGAUUAUAAGGAUGUUUUGUCAAGGGUGGUCACUCCUUUGGCAUUUACUACAAAGAAGGAGCUCUUUCUUUGUCUGUGCAAUCCAAUUCUCAUAGAUGGUGGUAGAAAGAGCUUCAAGUUAGAGAAAUUGUCUGGAAAAAUAUCGUAUAUGCUGUCAGCAAAAGAACUUUCUAUAUCAUCGCAAAAUGAUCCAAUGCAGUGGACCUGGAAAUCAAUACCUCAAUCAAGAUUCUCCGAAGUGGCUGAGCUUAGAACAACAUCUUGGUUAGAAAUUCAUGGCAAAAUCAAAACUCAAAUUCUAUCACCUAACACAACAUAUGGCGCUUAUCUUAUAAUGAAAAUUUCUAAUCGUGCAUAUGGACUUGAUUCAAUACCGUCUGAAAUGUCAAUUGAGGUGGGCAAUAAAGUAUGUAAUGGCACGGCUUAUCUUCGUCAUGAAGAUGGCGAGAAGCAACAAAUGGAGUGCUUAUUUUAUAGGAACCGCACAGAAGUGUUGAGAAAGAGAGUGAUAGAGGGCAUUGAACAAAUCCCAAGUGAAAGAGAGGAUGGGUGGAUGGAGAUUGAGCUGGGAGAGUUCUUUAGUGGUGAAAGUUAUGAGGAGGUGAAGAUGAGUUUUAUGGAGGUUAAGGGUUAUCAAUCAAAAGGAGGACUCAUCCUUGAAGGAAUUGAAAUAAGGCCUAAAAACUAUGAAUGAGUGCGGGAGAAAGAGUACCACAAAGAUUAUACAGAAGAAAAAAAAAUAGAAAGGCACAAAGGUGUUUCUUUUUUCAUUUUAAAUAUGUAUAUACAGGUUUUGAUUGAUUCUUUCAUUUGUUUUAUGUGUUAAAGUGCAAAUGUGUUAGGUGAAGUAAGAUACAUAGUAGAAGAUAAAAUGAUGAUAUUAAGCUAUUGUUUGCAUUUGG
Molecule: messenger RNA, 1169 nt
Organism: Quercus robur (English oak)
Lineage: Eukaryota; Viridiplantae; Streptophyta; Magnoliopsida; Fagales; Fagaceae
Product: F-box protein PP2-B15-like
Exons: 3
Coding region: 104-961 (285 amino acids)
Molecular function (GO): protein binding
Source: RefSeq, a predicted model, not a curated record